Messenger RNA from Cervus elaphus (red deer), 2463 nucleotides. It is a transcript of the gene ACTR1B, whose product is annotated as actin related protein 1B. The transcript is spliced from 11 exons. Lineage: Eukaryota; Metazoa; Chordata; Mammalia; Artiodactyla; Cervidae. The record is from RefSeq and is a predicted model, not a curated record. The coding region runs from base 247 to 1476 and encodes 409 amino acids.
CCCUUUGCCCCCGCGGGCCCCCGGCGCCCGGCGUCAAUCUGCCUAGGUGGGAGCGGUGACUGGCCGCGGGGCCCGCCCUCUGGAAAGCCUCCGCCGGGCUCGCGUAGGCUGCGUGCUCGGGGUGGGAGGGGCGCAGCAGCGCGUCUGGAGCCGAGGUGGUCCCGGUCCGCCCGCCUGCCUGCCUGCCUGCCAGCCGUUGGUUACUACUGCAGCCCGUCUGCUGGGCAGGGCCGGCCCGGCCCGGCCAUGGAGUCCUACGAUAUCAUCGCCAACCAGCCCGUGGUCAUCGACAACGGUUCCGGGGUGAUCAAGGCCGGCUUUGCAGGAGACCAGAUUCCCAAAUAUUGUUUUCCAAACUAUGUCGGGCGCCCCAAGCACAUGCGGGUGAUGGCUGGAGCCCUGGAAGGAGACCUCUUUAUCGGACCAAAAGCAGAGGAGCAUCGGGGGCUGCUGGCUAUCCGCUACCCCAUGGAGCACGGCAUGGUGAGGGACUGGAACGACAUGGAGCGCAUCUGGCAGUACGUCUACUCCAAGGACCAGCUGCAAACCUUCUCCGAGGAGGUGGGGCCGCGGCGCCCUCCCCCUGCCCCGCCUGCGGCGUCUGCAUCAGGCCUCCACACCUUCUCUGGCCUGCAGCCCCUGCCGCCCGGCAUUGUGUGGCAUCCUGUUCUUCUUACGGAAGCGCCGCUCAACCCGAGUAAGAACCGGGAGAAGGCGGCGGAGGUGUUCUUCGAGACCUUCAACGUGCCGGCCCUGUUCAUCUCCAUGCAGGCCGUGCUCAGCCUGUACGCCACAGGACGCACGACGGGAGUGGUUUUGGACUCGGGGGAUGGGGUCACGCACGCCGUCCCCGUCUACGAGGGCUUCGCCAUGCCGCACUCCAUCAUGCGGGUGGACAUCGCCGGCCGCGACGUCUCCCGCUACCUCCGGCUGCUGCUGCGCAAGGAGGGGGCGGACUUUCACACCUCGGCUGAGUUUGAGGUCGUCCGGACCAUCAAAGAGCGGGCCUGCUACCUGUCCAUCAACCCGCAGAAGGAUGAGGCCCUGGAGACAGAGAAGGUGCAGUACACCCUGCCAGACGGCAGCACGCUCAACGUGGGACCAGCGCGGUUCCGGGCCCCUGAGCUGCUGUUCCAGCCAGACCUGAUAGGGGAUGAGAGUGAGGGACUCCAUGAGGUGCUGGUCUUCGCCAUCCACAAGUCUGACAUGGAUCUGCGCCGCACGCUGUUCGCCAACAUCAUGCUUUCUGGUGGCUCCACGCUUUUCAAAGGCUUUGGCGAUCGAUUACUAAGUGAAGUGAAGAAGCUUGCCCCAAAGGAUGUCAAAAUCAAGAUCUCGGCCCCUCAGGAACGGCUGUACUCCACGUGGAUCGGGGGCUCUAUCCUGGCCUCACUGGACACUUUUAAGAAGAUGUGGGUAUCCAAAAAGGAAUAUGAAGAGGACGGCUCCCGGGCUAUUCAUCGAAAAACCUUCUAGUGCCCAAGGAGGAAGGCGUAGCUCUGGGAGGAAGGGGGAACCAGAGUCCUUAACCCUCUGUGGUUGGGUUCACAGAUGAGGCCUGGACCUCCUGCAUGCCCUGAACCCUGGGCAAGUGGUGCAGCAGCGCUUCCCUGAAGCCUCCCCUACACACAUGUUUACAUGUGCGCACACAUACACACACACACAUAUAGUCACAGUUAGCUGCAUGGAUGGGAGGCUGGAGCUGGAAGAUAGGAAUUGAGGGGCCCAGCUUUGGGUGGUUCUGGGUGUCCCCCUUGGCAGAGCCAGUUAGGCCCGUGGUUCUCAGCUUCCCCAAGCUCCAAGACCAGACACCGGAACGCCCCCAUUGCCUCUGACAGUAGCCCUCCGAGAGUGCCUGGAUGCCUGGGUGACUAGCCCUGGGGAGUUGGGGGUGGGGGGGGCACCAGCAGUUCCCUCUGGGUGUCGCCGCUGCUUGUGCCGCAUCCUUGUCCUCACCCAGCAGGGCAACCCAGAAGGCCACACCGUGGCGUCCCUGACCCCCUCACGCUCUGUCCUCUCAUCUUCCCAGAUGGGUGCUUUGGUGUAGACUGAGUUCUAGGCAGUCUUCCGUCCCCGGUGACGGGGUAUGGGCCAGGGCCCAACCCUGUGGAACCAGGACAGGAUGCACGGGGUUUGGGCAGCCACAGCGGGUUGUGCGUUCUCCUCGUCAAAGCGCUGCAUGGACCUGCUGCUCCCUCUCCUUUACCCCAGUACCUGGGACGGGAAGGGUUAAUGGUCUUCAUUUGUUGAGGGGAAGCCACUUAAUCAGGAGUCAGACCUAGUGGGGGAGACGGGAGGCACAUUUCCUCCUCCCACUUCUCCCAUGAAAGAGGUCUUCAUUUACCCUAUGGCCAGGACCCCCAUCUCCCUCUCCCACAUACAUACAAUAACUUAACACAGUUGCCUGAAAAAAACAUUUUUUGUAAGUCAUUAUAGUAAUAAUUAUGAAAAAGGCCCAGCGCA